GUGCUGAAUACAUGUCCGAGCCUCCCGCCAAGCGUCCUCGCGAGGCCGAGGCGGAGCAUCACGUCGUGCCGGUGACGCUGAUCUCUGGCUUCCUCGGAGCGGGCAAGACGUCUCUGCUCAAGCACCUGCUCGAGAACAAGGCCGGGCUGCUGAUCGGCGUCAUCGUCAACGACGUGGCGGCGGUCAACAUCGACAAGGCGCUCGUCUCGAGCAAGGCGGCGGGCGAGGGCGGCUUCUCCAAGCAGGAGGACCUGAUUGAGCUCGCCAACGGCUGCGCGUGCUGCUCGCUCGGCGAGGAGUUCCUCCAGUCGAUCGGGACGAUGAUGAGGAGCGCGGAGCGGCGCAACAUGCAGUGGGACCACAUCGUCGUCGAGUCCUCGGGCGUGGCGGAGCCGCGCGAGAUCCGCGACAACUUCAAGAACGCGCAGCUCACCAUGCCGGAGGACCUGCACGGCACCCGCCUCGACACCCUCGUCACCGUCGUCGACGCGUCCACCUUCCUCGCAGAGUUCGAGAAGCGGAACCGCAUCAAGGAGAGGCAGGACCUGGGCGCGGACGGCUACUCGGAGGACAACACGCGGCAGGUGGUUGACCUGAUGUGCGAGCAGGUGGAGUGCUCCGACGUCGUGCUGCUCAACAAGCUCGACCUCGCUCCCGAGGCGGAGCUGGCGCUGCUCAAGGAGACGAUCGGCAGUCUGAACCCGCACGCCAAGCUGCUCGACAGCACGAGGGGCGCCGUCGAGCCCACCUCCAUCCUCGGCGCCGCAAAGGGGCAGGGCGUCUCGAAGCUCGACAGCGACGGGGAGAUGCGCCGUAUCGUCACGCACCUGCACGAGCAUGGCCACCACGACCACGGCCACGCGGCCGCCACGGGGCCUGCGCCGAGCCACGGCCAUGCGGAGCACGGCCAUGCGGAGCACGGCCAUGACGCGGCGACCUGCACCGACAAGUCGCACGACCACGCGCACGCCGGCGGGGGCGGGGGUGGCGGCGGCGAGGUGCUCGUGCACGGGCACCACGAGCAGCACGGGCACCACGACCACGGCCACGCGAGCGGCGGCCACAAGCAGUCGCGCGAGGCGCUCCGGUUCGGCAUCACCUCCUUUUGCUACUCGCGCCGCCGCCCCUUCCAUCCGCACCGGCUGAUGGCGGUCAUCCGGCAGCUGCCCGUGCGGAGGGAGGCGCUUGCUCUCUCCGAGGCUCUCGCGACCAAGGCGCCCGGCGCCACGGCCGCCGCCGACGGUGGCGGCGCCGGCGCAGACGCCGCCGCCGCGCCGGCCGCGGUUGCGGAGGGCGCGGAGGAGCGGUCGCCGAUGCAGGCGCUGAUUCGCUCCAAGGGCUUCGUGUGGCUGUCCAACUCGCAUUCGCAGAUCUUCUACUGGCAGCUGGCGGGCAAGCACUUCGAGCUCACGCAGUACGCAACCUGGUGGGCGGUGGUGGGGGAGGAGGACUGGCCCGAGGACGCCGAGGAGCAGGCGGACCUCAAGAAGGACUUUGCGGGCGAGUUUGGCGACCGGCGCCAGGAGAUGGUCUUCAUCGGCGUGGCGAUGGACGUCAAGAAGAUCACGGCUCUCUUCGACGAAUGCCUGCUCACCGAUGCGGAGCUCGACGUCUACCGGCAGCACUGGGCCGACGGAGGGGCGGCCGCGUGAGGGAGCGGAGAAGAGGGAGGGGGCAGGGAGGCGUAGGCGCGCGGGUGCGCUCUCCUCCACUUUGCCAGAGGCGGGCAGAAAAGUACUUCCCGGGCGGCGGCGCGUCAAAGGCGAGGGGUCCGAGACGCAGCGGACGAGGAGAGGUAGCGGCGGCGAGGCGGCAGAGGACAAGGACGGGGCAAGGUCUGGCAUGCAUGAGGUGAGGGCGCCCCCCCCGGCUCGGUGUCGGUCUGGGUAGGACGAGCGGGGCACUACGAUCACGUGUUUGUUCCCUGCGUGGGUUGCGUACGCCGGGUUGGUGCACCCACGCCGGAGCAGUGCGACGGGUCCGUGUUGGUGCCCACCGUUUCCUUGGCGAACACGUGGAGGAGGAACUGCUUGGUGGGCGGCGCAAUGCCGCAUUCGGAAUGCCACCCAAAGUUUCCACACGAGCCG
Emiliania huxleyi CCMP1516 is the source of this 2087-nucleotide messenger RNA. RefSeq lists its product as hypothetical. The record is from RefSeq and is a predicted model, not a curated record. Bases 12 to 1652 code for a protein of 546 amino acids. NCBI's taxonomy places the organism in Eukaryota, Haptophyta, Isochrysidales, Noelaerhabdaceae. The transcript is spliced from 6 exons.